AUGGCGUAUAGAUUAAGAAUUUACAACAUCCCUUGUUUCUACAUUACCGCAUUCGUGAUAGUUUCUGAAUAUUUGAAGGUUUCGUUUGCACUUCGUAAAUGGGAACGAAAAGAGACCUCCGACGAUGCGGUUCUAGAUACGAGUGCUUUGCACUGUGAAUAUUGUGACCCGUGGUCUGAGUGGAGCGUAUGCAACGGGAACAAUGAACAGUUCAGGCUUAGAUGGUGUGUGUUUAAGAGAACUAACGCGCCCGUCAUGAAUCCAAACAACCCAAUGGGUGUACCUAGAGAACCUUUGGAGCGGCUUCAAUUUAUAGAACACAGACCACGGCGGCAUUCAUCACCGGAUGCAGCGGUGGAGUUGUCUUUGAAGCACGCUAAUUGCACGGAUUCAUUGUUGCCACUUGAUGUUUGUGGCCAAAAGCAGUCGGCGACAGGCCCAGUGCCCCCAUUUAAUAGUACAAACAUCGGACAACAACGUACAGACGUGCGAAAUGAUCAAGAUACAUACAAGGAUUCUGAUGUGAGUCCCAAGGUUGGCCAUGCAAGAUUAGAAACUGAACAUAAAAUGUUACAAGAAAAGAGUGCAUUUAACCUUCAACAGCCACGUUGCCAACUGGAACUCAACAAAAUGGGUAGUGAUAUAUAUACGCGGAGGGAACUGGCUAAGACAGAACGGCAGGAAGCAAUUUUGCGUCGAGAAGUUACACUAAAACGUUACGGCGACCUCUGCGCAGGUGUGCUUUCGGCGUUGGAUCCUCACAUUCUAUCUCAAAUUGAGGAGGAUAAAAGGCGUGCUAAGGUGGAAUAUGACAGAGCCGAUAAUGCGUUGAAACAACAGAUAUUGAAUGCUAAGGUUGAAGAUGAGAGAGCUAUGGCAAAUAUCUCAGUGAACAACACACCUGGUAACGCUAUAGUUGAUAAGUUGCGUAGUGAUAUUUAUAAACAGAGGCAGUAUUUUAGGGAAGAACGUGAAAAACUGGAAUAUAAUCGGGGAGUUGCGCUAAAGCGUUAUGACGACCUCUGCGCAGGUGUGCUUUCGGCGUUGGAUCCUCACAUUCUAUCUCAAAUUGAGGAGGAUAAAAGGCGUGCUAAGGUGGAAUAUGACAGAGCCGAUAAUGCGUUGAAACAACAGAUAUUGAAUGCUAAGGUUGAAGAUGAGAGAGCUAUGACAGUUUUCAAUGCGGAGUCGAGGCGUUGUGCAAUGGAAUUAGGGUUGGGGCAUAAUGUUAAGGAUACAUCACAAAGAGACAUACGCGUUGAAGCACGACUGAAUAAUAAUGUUCAAAAGAUCGAAGAACAAAUAGAUGAUGCUGAUACAUUGCGUCCCGAAAAACGUAAAGCUGUGGAAGAAGGUACUUACGACACACCCAAUAGUGAUAAUAAACCGCACAAUAACACUAUGGAAGGGGCAUAUAGUAGCAAAAAGCAAGACCAAGACGUAUCUGGAGAUCUGCAUGCAACAUCAAACCUGGCAAAAUCCGAGGAAUUGCUGGUGAAUGACGGACCCACCAAAACUGAUACAGAUAAGUUUAGUCAUGAUCCGGCAAAGCAACAUCCUACGGGACCCACAUCCGUUUAUCAGCGAAAUACAGUUGAUAUAUACGAGAGGGAUGACGCUGUGCAUGAAAGUGCUGACGAAUCUGGAACCUUAUCAGACGGUACAUCUAACACAUCGAAGACAGUGAUGAAUGCGGAUCUGUGGAAGACGCCUGCGUCAGUAACUGAAAAGAGGCGAAUCAAGUCAACUUCUACGGACAAUUCAGCUGCUUCGAAGAAUGACACUCAAGGCGUACCAAAGCACGGUAACAAUUCCGAAGCUCAGGUACUAGCCGGCAUAGCCAAAAAAGUUGCUCAUUUCGAUGGUCCAAAACAGAGGCGGUUGGUAGAAUCUAAAAAGGACGGGAAUAGAUAUAUUAUGGAUUUGGCGCAUGAUACUAUAAUCACCAAUGGUAAAAGAAUAGGAACAAGCCAGCCACUGCACUCAAAAUGGCAUCAGCGGCCACUAAUUGAACAUGCACAAACGGGAUUGGGAGCAUCGCUAAAAGAAAACACAAGUAUAAGAUCGCCACAAGCUUCGGCGAACGUAAAAAGCGUUAUGUCCCACAGAAGCCCUAAUCAUACAAUCUCACAACAUAGCAAGGGUCUUACAGAAGGGAAAACUCUUCCACUAGACACAGACGAGCGGAAGCAUUCAGAUAAUCCAUAUAAUGGUGGAACAGAUAGUGUUGUAUUAAAAAUAACGCCAAGUAGUACAGGAAACGCGGACAAAGAUAUCAAUGUACAAACGAUGCUAGCACCAGCUACUGCUGAAAAGUUUAUCCCGAAAAGGAUUUAUCGACAAACAGUUAAGAUGGCUGGCGCUGGAAUUGCUGUUUUACUAAUACUCACAGCCGGCUCCGCUGUUUACAUCAAAAAGAAACGGUAG
Babesia bigemina is the source of this 2427-nucleotide messenger RNA. RefSeq lists its product as hypothetical. Bases 1 to 2427 code for a protein of 808 amino acids. NCBI's taxonomy places the organism in Eukaryota, Apicomplexa, Aconoidasida, Piroplasmida, Babesiidae. The transcript is spliced from 2 exons. The record is from RefSeq and is a predicted model, not a curated record.